Molecule: messenger RNA, 3116 nt
Organism: Trachemys scripta elegans
Lineage: Eukaryota; Metazoa; Chordata; Testudines; Emydidae
Product: protein eyes shut homolog
Exons: 7
Coding region: 1-2124 (707 amino acids)
Source: RefSeq, a predicted model, not a curated record
AUGGAUGGCACGGUCAUUAUUAACCCAGGCUGCAACCAAUCCGCUAUUAAUAUUAGCCACCCUAGUUUCAAUGGCACAGAUGUCUUUGGCUACACCUCAUUCCUUGCCUUUUCUGCAAUCCCAAAUAUCAGCUUCUACUAUGAAUUCCGCCUGAAAUUUCAACUGGCAAACCGCAACUCAGCAGUACAAGAUAAUCUGAUAUUUUUCACUGGACAGAAAGGCCAGGGUCUCAAUGGAGAUGAUUUCCUGGCGCUAGGCCUGCGUAAUGGCAGUGUGGUAUACAGCUACAAUCUGGGCUCUGGCACGGCCACUCUCAUUAGUCAGCCACUCGAUCUGACACUCAGUAUUCAUGUGAUCCAUCUUGGCAGAUCUCUCCGAGCAGGCUGGCUGAAGGUGGAUGAUCAUAAGAAUAAAUCCAUCACAUCCCCAGGAAGGUUGGUUGGGCUCAAUGUCUUCAGUCAAUUUUAUGUAGGCGGCUACAUUGAAUACACUCCUGAACUCUUACCAAAUGGAUCCAAAUUUGAGAAUGGCUUUCAAGGUGGUGUGCGACCUAUCCUGGACCUGCAAGAACUGAACUGCUUCCUAGUGAAGCUGAAGUUCCCCAGAGUGUCCCUGGCCUACAGGAGACUGGUACGCUGCCCUCAAUAUGAAGGAUAUGUGCUUUCACAUCGCCAUCUUCGAGAGACACAGACGCUUCCUUUGGUUUACAGGAGGUCCCAACCACCGUCAGUUUGUGGUCCUCCUAUUUGGCCUAGCGACAGCACCACAGCCUUAUCCAUAAGCGAUGCAUCUUUCAGAAGUAAUGAAUCAUCGUGGAUGUCAUUUGCUUCCUUUCAUAUCCGACACAAGACUCACAUCCAACUACAAUUUCAGCCUCUUUCUGCAGAUGGUAUCCUUUUUUAUACUGCCCAGCACCUUAGUCCUCGAUCAGGUGACUUUCUAUGUAUAUCCUUAGUAAAUGGAUUUGUACAACUACGCUACAGCCUUGGCGACAAGAUAGUCAUCUUACAGUCUCUUCAAAACGUAUGUACAAAUGGAAGUACAUGGCAUUUCCUUAAAGCAGGAAGAGUAGGUAAUGAAGGUUACCUGGAUCUGGAUGGCAUCAACAUUACCCAGAAAGCCAGUGCUGGAAUGACUGCCCUCGACAUAAACACAGAUUUCUAUGUCGGAGGAGUGUCAUCCUUAAAUCUUGUCAAUUCAAUGGCAAUAGAGAAUGAACCCAUAGGUUUCAGUGGGUGUAUACGAGAAAUUAUUAUAAACCACAGAGAACUAAAACUCACUGAGACAGACCCUAAAGAUGGUUCCAAUGUAGGUGACUGUGAUGGAACUGUUUGCGGGUACACAGUGUGCAAAAAUAAUGGUAAAUGUCAAGUUCAAAACUCAGGCUUUUCUUGCUUAUGUCCUCAACCCUGGACAGGGAACACAUGUGAACAAUCUGUUUAUUGUUCACAGAAUGUGUGUCUGCACCAGGCUCUUUGUAUUCCUGAUCCCAUUUUAUUUUCAUACAGUUGUGCAUGUACACUAGGAUGGUCAGGUAGAUACUGUGACAAUGAAAUCUCAUUUUCUACAGCAAAAUUUGCAGGUAAUUCAUACAUCAAAUACAUGGAUCCUCAUUAUGGAAAGAGAGACCUCAGAUUUACCAGUGUAUCUCUAAAUUUUACUAGUAGUCAGAGUGAAGGCUUAAUUUUAUGGAUGGGAAAAGCUGAAAAUGAAGACAAUGAUUUCCUUGCAGUUGGUCUUACUAAUGGGACCUUGAAAGUUGUGGUUAAUCUUGGGGAAAAAAUCUCUGUCCCUUUAAUUCACAGUAAACAUUCCCUUUGUUGCAAGAGAUGGCAUUUUGUCACCAUAGCUCAAAACCAGACUUCUAUUAAAGUGUACCUUGAUGAAUAUCUGGUUCUCUUUGAAGAUAUUGAUCCACAAAGAAAAUACAUUGCUCUAAACUAUGGAGGCAUUUGCUAUUUUGGGGGGUUUGAACUUGGCAGAAAAGUAAACAUAGUCACUUCAGGGCUUUUUAGUCAGGAGCUAGUUGGUAAAAUUAAAGAUGUUGUACUCUUUCAAGAUUCUAAAACAAUCCAGUUAAUUAAGGCAGAAGGCUACAAUGUUUAUGAUGGAGAUAGGGAUUAACUGAAAAAAAUUAGGGAUAAAACCCCCCACAUGAACAGAUGAGUAGGUUUAUGCUCCACUCUGUCUACUGGCUAGUAAUAUUAGAAAGACUCCUUUUUAGUAAUAUGCUUAUUAGUAUUUCGCACAUGCUGUAACUACUUGCUUGCUACUAUAAACUACCUAACUUUUUAUAUGGUUGGGUGAAUAGCACAGAUGAAAAAUGGUCGAAUUUACUUAUGCUACUAAUCUCAUUUCUAGAUACUGUUUUGAAAACAGGAAACUUUGAUUUUAUAAGUUUAUUUUGCGUGAGACAGUUUUGUACUCUGAAAGUGAGUUUACAAGAAGAACUGCCCUGAGAAAUGUUUAAAUUACUCCCUCCUUUCCAGUUUCUUUAGCCCAGCAUUCUCAAGUACACUGUAUUAGUAAAGAAACAGAAAGGCAGACAUCAGAAACCAGUUCUCAGGGAGGGUGAUGGAGUACAGGUUGCCUAGUUUUACCUAAAUUCCUGGAAACCAACUGGCAAUAGUAUACAAAAAAUUAACUACAUUUGCCUGAGUUUUAUUUCACACACACAAAUCUGUCUACUACUGUCAUCCAGAAUUCAGUACUUUCCCCAUUUAUUUUAAUACCAAAAAGUUUAUCCAAGUCUUAGUUUCUCUUACAAAUUGCCUGUAAAGCAUGAAAAAGUUAGCAUUUGUGGAAUAACUUCAUGCAUACACAGCAUUUCAUAGGAAAACACUGGAGUUUUCCUUCAGUGUAGGUUCAGAUUUUCCAAGAUGUCUAGGGGAUAUAGCCACACAUCUCCCUGAAGUUCAAUCCUCGUGUCAACUUAAAACCUCAACCAUAGAUAAAACCCCAAAGUAAACAAGUUUAAUUCAUUUUGCAAAUGCCUAGUUAUCAUUACUUUAAUGAUCAGUACUUUAAUCAACAAGAAAUAAAACAGAUACUUGUGUUAUAUUUAAUGUGCUCAGUUAUGAUAUGGCCUCCAAAGCCAUUUAAAUUUUUAAUUUCAA